AUGGGGGGUUGUGAAGCGAGAGGUUUGCUCUGGACAUUUGGCCUGUUCUUCCCUUUGCUGACGGCGUGCCCGGCGGGCUGCAGUCCAGUCUCCGGCAACCAAGUGGUGUUGCUUGAUACUACAGCUGCAAUUGGAGAACUAGGAUGGAAAACCUAUCCUUUAAAUGGGUGGGAUGCCAUAACUGAAAUGGAUGAACACAAUCGUCCCAUUCACACCUACCAGGUAUGUAAUGUAAUGGAACCAAACCAAAACAACUGGCUUCGUACAAAUUGGAUCUCCCGUGAUGCAGCCCAGAAAAUUUAUGUGGAAAUGAAGUUUACCCUGCGGGACUGCAACAGUAUUCCAUGGGUACUGGGAACUUGCAAAGAAACUUUUAACCUUUACUACAUGGAGUCAGAUGAGUCCCAUGGAGUUAAAUUCAAGCCAAACCAAUACACUAAAAUUGAUACUGUUGCAGCUGAUGAGAGUUUUACCCAGAUGGAUUUGGGUGACCGCAUCCUUAAACUCAACACAGAAGUUCGUGAGGUUGGGCCAAUAAACAGGAAAGGAUUCUAUCUUGCUUUCCAGGACAUUGGAGCCUGCAUUGCUCUGGUCUCUGUCCGCGUUUACUACAAAAAGUGCCCUUUCACAGUUCGUAACUUGGCUAUGUUUCCUGAUACUAUUCCAAGAGUUGAUUCUUCCUCUUUGGUGGAAGUACGGGGUUCCUGUGUGAAGAGCGCUGAGGAGCGGGAUACUCCAAAACUGUAUUGUGGAGCAGAUGGGGAUUGGCUUGUGCCUCUUGGGCGAUGCAUCUGCAGUGUAGGAUAUGAGGAAGUGGAUGGUUCCUGCCAUGCUUGCAGGCCAGGAUUCUAUAAAGCAUUUGCUGGGAAUAUAAAGUGUUCCAAGUGCCCUCCACACAGUUUAACCUAUGUAGAAGCAACUUCUGUCUGUCAGUGUGAAAAAGGUUACUUCAGAGCUGAGAAAGAUCCACCAACUAUGGCAUGUACCAGGCCACCUUCUGCUCCACGGAAUGUGAUUUUUAAUAUUAAUGAAACAGCUCUUAUGUUGGAAUGGAGCCCACCUAGUGACACGGGGGGGAGAAAAGAUCUCACCUACAGUGUCAUCUGUAAGAAAUGUGGAUCAGACACCAGCCAAUGUGAGAUAUGCGGUGGAGGUAUCCGUUUCAUCCCAAGACAUACAGGCCUGAUUAACUCAUCUGUGACUGUGCUUGAUUUUGUGUCUCAUGUGAACUACACGUUUGAAAUAGAAGCCAUGAAUGGAGUCUCUGAGCUGAGUUUCUCCCCCAAGCCAUUCACAGCUAUCACAGUUACCACAGAUCAAGAUGCACCCUCCUUGAUAGGUAUGGUAAGGAAGGACUGGGCUUCCCAAAACAGCAUUGCCCUCUCAUGGCAAGAGCCUGACUUUCCCAAUGGAGCCAUUCUGGACUACGAGAUCAAGUACUAUGAGAAAGCCUACCCACGGAUAGCGCCGGCAUUUUGGCACUACCUGCGGGUAGAAGAGCAUGAGCAGCUCAGCUAUUCCUCCACAAGGUCCAAGGCUCCAAGUGUUAUCAUCACAGGUCUCAAGCCAGCCACCAAGUAUAUAUUUCAUAUCAGAGUCAGGACUGCAGCAGGAUACAGCGGCUAUAGCCAGAAGUUUGAAUUUGAAACUGGAGAUGAAACUUCUGAUAUAGCUGCGGAGCAGGGGCAGAUUCUUGUAAUUGCCACUGCUGCUGUUGGUGGAUUCACUCUCCUGGUUAUCCUCACUCUGUUCUUCCUAAUCACUGGGAGAUGCCAGUGGUACAUAAAGGCCAAAAUGAAGUCUGAAGAAAAAAGAAGGGCUCAUUUGCAAAAUGGACAUUUGCGCUUCCCAGGAAUAAAAACGUAUAUUGAUCCAGACACAUAUGAAGACCCAUCUCUUGCUGUCCAUGAGUUUGCAAAGGAGAUAGAUCCUUCAAGAAUUCGUAUUGAGAGAGUUAUAGGGGCAGGUGAAUUUGGAGAAGUAUGCAGUGGACGUCUGAAGACCCCAGGAAAAAGGGAGAUUCCUGUUGCCAUUAAAACUUUGAAAGGUGGCUAUGUGGACAGGCAGAGAAGAGAUUUCCUGAGAGAGGCUAGUAUCAUGGGACAAUUUGACCACCCAAAUAUUAUUCGCCUCGAAGGAGUUGUUACAAAAAGAUCCUUCCCGACCAUUGGGGUGAAGUCUCUUUCGAGAUUCCUGAGCGCGGGCUUUUUAAAUAGCAUCCCGGCCCCACAUCCAGUCUCUCGGGGCGGAUCUUUGCCCCCUGGCAUUUCCUCUGGCAGACCAGUAAUGAUUGUGGUGGAAUAUAUGGAGAAUGGAUCCCUUGACUCCUUUCUGCGGAAGCAUGAUGGACACUUCACAGUCAUCCAGCUGGUUGGCAUGCUUCGUGGAAUCGCAUCUGGCAUGAAGUAUCUCUCAGAUAUGGGCUAUGUACAUCGUGAUCUGGCAGCCCGUAAUAUUUUAGUCAACAGUAACCUCAUGUGUAAAGUCUCUGAUUUUGGUCUGUCACGAGUGUUAGAGGAUGACCCUGAAGCUGCUUACACCACAACUGGUGGAAAAAUCCCCAUAAGAUGGACUGCCCCUGAAGCUAUAGCCUACAGAAAGUUCUCUUCAGCAAGUGAUGCAUGGAGCUAUGGGAUUGUCAUGUGGGAAGUGAUGUCCUAUGGAGAAAGACCAUAUUGGGAGAUGUCUAAUCAGGAUGUUAUACUGUCUAUAGAAGAAGGUUACAGGCUUCCGGCUCCUAUGGGCUGCCCAGCUUCUCUCCACCAACUUAUGCUUCACUGCUGGCAAAAAGAGAGAAACCACCGGCCGAAGUUUACUGACAUUGUCAGCUUCCUAGACAAAUUGAUCCGCAACCCCAGCUCCCUUCAUACCCUAGUGGAGGAUGUACUUGUAAUGCCAGAUUCACCUGGUGAAGUUCCCGAAUAUCCUUUGUUUGUUUCAGUCAUUGAUUGGCUAGAUUCAAUAAAAAUGGGUCAGUAUAAAAAUAACUUCAUGGCAGCGGGUUUCACAACUUUGGAUGUGGUUUCAAGAAUGAGUAUUGAUGACAUUAGGAGAAUUGGAGUUGUACUCAUUGGACACCAGAGACGAAUAGUGAGCAGUUUACAGACUUUGCGAUUACACAUGAUGCACAUACAGGAGAAAGGAUUUCAUGUAUGA
Molecule: messenger RNA, 3156 nt
Organism: Emys orbicularis (European pond turtle)
Lineage: Eukaryota; Metazoa; Chordata; Testudines; Emydidae
Gene: EPHA6
Product: EPH receptor A6
Exons: 19
Coding region: 1-3156 (1051 amino acids)
Biological process (GO): axon guidance; protein phosphorylation; ephrin receptor signaling pathway
Cellular component (GO): dendrite; plasma membrane
Molecular function (GO): ATP binding; transmembrane-ephrin receptor activity; protein binding
Source: RefSeq, a predicted model, not a curated record